This is a messenger RNA of Austrofundulus limnaeus, 1549 nucleotides long. Its product is annotated as germ cell-specific gene 1-like protein. The record is from RefSeq and is a predicted model, not a curated record. Lineage: Eukaryota; Metazoa; Chordata; Actinopteri; Cyprinodontiformes; Rivulidae. Gene Ontology annotation, cellular component: plasma membrane. The transcript is spliced from 5 exons. Bases 404 to 1318 code for a protein of 304 amino acids.
CACUUGAUCUUCUGCCUGCGGCUGCAGUGGGUUUGGGAGCGCUGGCUGUCCGUCAGCUUUGUUUGGAUUAAAUCUCAGCUCAGAAAGGCUCAAAACAAACCUGCAGCAUCAUUUAUGGUUUGCAAUGAGUGAUCCGGCCUGAACAGAUCUGUGGCACGGAUGGGAUGWAGUCAGGAGGGCAGCAGCUCCGAAGAGACGGAGGCAGAAAUGGAUUUCUGUGGAGGUUCAGAGAAGAGCCGAGCUGGAGGAGGGAUGCUGCCGUUUCUCACCCAAAAGGAGUCCCAAACGCAACAAGAUUAUGAAGAUUUGACAGAUCUGCUGGGAGGAAAAACCCCGCGGCUGCAAACUGAAAGCCAGGAUUAGCCGCCUUUCCCCUUCGAGUCCUCUGGCCCCGGCCCGGACCAUGGGGCUGGAGCACCGGCGGCGGGCGUCCCUGGCUCUCACCCUCAACUUCGUGGCUCUAGCCUUCGCCGUGUCGGCGGUGACCACCAGCUACUGGUGUGAGGGCACCAGGAAGGUGGCCAAGCCCUUCUGCACGGGACCGCCCGUGCAGGAGAAGCAGCUGUACUGCAUCCGCUUCAACAGCUCCAACCUGAACGACAGCCGACAGGUGCAGUACAUCUUCGAGACGGGAGAGGAGAAGUUCAUCAUGAGGAGGUUCCACACCGGGAUCUUCUUCUCCUGCGAGCAGGCCGUCGACAUGAACGGUUUCGACUGUCGAAGCUUUGCAGAGAUCGCACCUGAACACCAACGAGGCGUGCUGUGGCUGUGUGUGGUGGCAGAGAGCCUGUACCUCAGUCUGCUCUUCACCGGCGGCUUCCUGAUGAUCCUGGAGCAGUGUCCCUGCUUCAGCAUCAUGAACAAGCUGAAGCUCAGUGCCUUCGCUGCCAUGUGCACCGCCCUCUCAGGCCUUUGUGGGAUGGUGGCCCACAUGAUGUUCACCACCAUAUUCCACCUGGCCGUCUCUAUGGGACCAGAGGACUGGAGGCCCAAGACCUGGGACUACAGCUGGUCUUAUGCCUUGGCGUGGUGCUCGUUCGGCACCUGCAUGGGCUCGGCGGUGACGACGCUGAACAGGUACACGAAGACCAUCAUCGAGUUCAAAUACAAGCGGCACAACAUCGAGAAGAACCUGCUGAUCAAGCAGAAAAUGGUGGAGCUGGGUCUGCCCGAGCACAUGUGGGACAUGUACGUGAGCUCGGAGCCGGCCCAGGCAGAAAUCCCCUCAGAGCCUCUGGUGAACGGACACAAGCCCCCCACGGGGACGCCGUGCGUCUUCCAGGACGUGGAACCAGAACAUGGCGAGGCCUACUGCUGAAGACCACUCCAGGUUCCUCCUGGAUGAUUAAUCUAACGUUAAUCCAGCGUGUUUUUAUUCCCGCUUCAGAGAAAAGGGCUGCAGACCUGCAGGAGGAGGAGCCUCUGCAGGACCCGCCUUCUUUUUUAUCCAAACUAACUUCCUGCUGAAGCUGAGCACAGCUGAAAGAGACAAACAUCUGACUCAUCUGAACCCAGAUCUCACAAAUUAAAGUCUUAUUUUUAAAACAAA